GAAACAUCAUGAUUUUAUUGGUCGAAUCGUGACUAGGCUUUCUUUUUGAGCACAAUUGGCUUUGUCUCAAGUACCUGUCUGAUUUAUCAGUUCUUUUUUUUUUUCUACAUGGUCAAUAAUUCCGAAGAAUUAAAGACGAUCGAGACCACAGCAAGGCUAUUAAAAAGCUCCCUUAUGUCACAAAAUUCUACGCGCUUAAACUCCAAAUGGAGCAGUAAACCACGUCAACAGGACUUUAGCUCCAUGGAUGACAUUAAACCUACUACAAAAACCAUUCUGAAAAGACCUACACCCGUCGUAACCCAUAACAGCAUUGGUACGAGGCGUCAGAGUCAAAAUACCCCACCUGUAAAGACAACGUCUGUCACUUCACCCAUUCCUGACAGCAACAACAAUAAUAACUGGGCUGCUGACACUAAUAAUAAUAACUGGGCCUCUGACAGCAAUAACAAUAACUGGACCGCUGACAGCAAUAACAAUGAAUGGAGUGAUGUUACUAGUUGGGAUAAUACUACUGAUAAGAGUAGUAACUAUUCCACCAAGCAUGAAAUUAGCCCUAGAAUAGCCGAUAGAACCCCACCCAGAUCCAGACCUAGGACAAGAGACCAAACGAUUGAUUCAGUUAGUCAUGUGAAGAUUGCCCCAUUUAUCACCAGAUUUGAAGAUAUAAAGUCUGAAGCUAUGAAUUCUUGGGAGGAAGGUGUAGAUUUACGCUUGGAAAUGCGUCCACCAACAAAAAAGAAGCCAACCGAAUGGCUGAAAGAUAGUGAAUUUGUAUCCAAUAAUUCUAUCACAUCACCUGUAACAAAUAACAUUUCACCUGCGUGGCUUCAAACUACAUCUAGUAAAAAAACUUACGUUGAAGCUGCAGAGAAUCGUAUUCAAGACAGAAAAACUCCUGAAUGGGCUUUGGAAGAUGGAGGAGGAAGAGCUAUACAACCGCAAGCAAUGGAAAUGCCUUAUGGCUACCAGCAGCAGCAGCCUUGGGCCCCUAAUUCACAUAAUAUGCAGCACAUGAUGAUGAUGCCCUCACCUUAUAUGCAAAUUCAACCUACGAUGUAUCCAACGUCACGGGACAAUGAAUACUUUCAGUAUUUUUAUAAGGUCGUGCGGGAUUGCAACAUCCCAAAUACUAUAGUUGCGUUUCAAAAAAAGGUUGAAAAGAUAUUACGAUAUUUACCUGAAUUUUCUCCGCGUACUUUUGCAAAACUGUUGGAAGCUCUAGUACCUGUCUUGAAAUACGAAAUAUCUCAAAAGCAAUUACAAACCGCCCAAUGUAUUCGUGAAGCAUGGCAGUUCUUUGUCUACUAUUUAACUCGACAUUUGCAAGCUUAUGCAAACACUCCUGAGGAUUUGGUAUCUGCAGUGACAGUUUGCAGCAGUUUAAUAUACCAUACACCAAAGAUAUAUAAAGAAUUACCUAUGGCUGAUAUCAUGCGUCUCUUUGAAUCAGUAAAGGAUAUGUUUACAGCUGAUUUGAACAAGGAAUGUCUGAAGCACUUAAGAUUAUUAAAAGCUAUCCCCGAUACAAAGGAGACUUCUUGGCGCGAUAUGGACGAACGCUUACCUUCCAUCCCCUCUGCAGAAACAAUUGUAGAAGACGCUAUAAACAAGGUCAAUGUCUUGAUUGACUACGAAGCCAAGAAAGAAAUUUAUAUUGCCAAUAAGGCCCACAAUCCAUGGCCGAAUGUUGAUUUACUCAAUUAUUCAUUAGUUCAUUUUAUGAUGCUUCGCGAGGAACUUAUUCGUCCUAUACAAAACACUAUCCAUGAAUAUUUUACUGGAAAACCUGCUCACGAUUUUGAAAUGCCUUUUGGUUGCGCCGUGUUUGAAGGUACUAAGCCGAAAGCUACUACUCUUCUUGUUUCUAGUUCAGAGGUUGCAGUGGUAUUUAGUUUAGGAACUCCUUUACUUCAUGAUGAAAUCAUUGAUAGUUUUCAAGAAGGCUCUUUUGUGAUUAUUUUGCCCGAGUCACAAUCCCCCUUUAACUUAUCCGAUCGUCAUAAUGAAAUGAUGUUGGUCGCAAAGGGUUCUAUGAUGGGCCAUGCAAUUCGAGCUGCCACUUCAAAGUCUAGACGAUUAGUAUCAAUUCAUAUCAAUAAGGAUGACAUUGGUCGUAUGGAUUGGUCCUCUACUUAUACUUUGGUCACUUGUCGAACCAAUGCCACCUCCACUCUUUCUGUUUUGUCUUGGUUGCACAAGGAGUACGUUGGUUUGAAAAAGGAACGAUUCUCAGCUGUGUUAACCCCACGUAUCCUUGCUGCUAAUAACAUUUUGUCUGAUUCUCAAUUGACGGCUUGGGAUGCAGAAAAUACCGAAAGUGCACUGGCUACUAAUCAAGAUGCGGUUCCUGAUUAUCUAACAGGUGUUGAAGUUGAUGUUUCUUGUCUGAUGGCGAAUCGGGGAUAUUAUAAGGCAAGGCCAGGAGAGAAUAGUUGGCCUCGUCAUGCGAGUGAAUGGGAAAACGUUUCACCUUCUAAGCGACCAGCUCUCUACAACAUAUCACCUAGUCAGCUUACAGCUAUCAAGUUUGCUAUGUCACAUCGUAUCGCUGUUAUCUCGGGUGCACCAGGCACAGGUAAAACAUUUAUUGCCAGUAAAUUAGCAAUAAUGAUGAGUGGUGCUUUAAACGCAGGGCAGUUUCAUCAACCGGUGCUUAUUAUCUCUAAAAGUCAAUCUUCUUUGGAUGAUAUUUUAAAAAAUGUACUCAGGUCGGUACCUGAUGUUAUUAGAUUUGGUGGAGAGCCUUGGGAUGCAACUCUUUUAACGAAACAAGCGACAAAAUUGGUAGAACCUAUAGUUGUUUCUGAUGCAAACCAUCGUCACCAUCAACACUGGGAACGUCAGUUAUGCAAGAAUCAGAUGAAACUGAACGCAUUGUUUAUUGCCAGAUUUCAAGCAUUUGAACAUGAUCCUGCUGUGUUAUCUACAGCUAUCUCACCUCAAUAUCUCAAGUGUUUACAAGAAGGGUAUAUGAAGAACCAAAGACAAACUUAUACGCCCAACGAUUUAGCUAUCUGGAAAUUAUGGGCAGCUUUGGAUGACAAGACCAAUAAUUACCCUGCGGCUCAAGCUCAAUCUAGAGAAUUGGAUCUUGCCCAAUUCGCUUUGGAAAGCGCUUAUUUGAAAAAGACAGGUCGUGGGUUGAUGCCUAUUGUUGACACUACGUAUAUCCAAAAAAGAUUUGGUUUUAUCGGUAAUAGUCCAAUGCAUGUCUUACCUAUUGUGGAAUCAACCAAAUGGCCUUUCGAAGAUUCUUCGAGAUCUAGCCAUGAUUUGCGAGCUGAAUUGAUUCAGGUAUGGAAACGCAUUCCUUUGGAAAAGGUUUGGGCAGCGUCUAAAGAAGAAAGAACGGCUAUCAUCGAUGCCCUUGCUAAUGUCUUGAUUCACUAUAUUGAUCAAGAAAUCCAUGAUAUCAUUCAAGACCAAAACAAAGUUGCAAAGUCAUUUGAUGAAAGCCUUAUACAAAAAUGGGUCUAUCUCUGUCGCUUCAAUCGGGUGAUAGGUUUAACUGCAGAUUUCGCUGCCACUCACCGUGAUUUGAUAUCGAACUUAUGGCCUCGUGCUGUGAUAGUGGAUGAAGCUUCUGAGAUACUUGAGUCUACCUUAGUCUCGACUAUUUUAGGUCCGAGAACUGAACAUGUCGUAUUAUUAGGAAAUAAUGAUAGCUUAGCAAAACCUCCGUUAAUCAAUGCUGGUUUGACAGGAAAUCCCAGAAACUUGGAUGUUUCUUUGUUUGAAAGAUGGAAAAGAUCUGGUAGCGAAAUGGUUUUACUUGAAGAACAAUGGCGUAUGCAUACCGAAGUGGCUAGUAUUGUCAACCAGUUCAACAGUAUCAAAGAUGAUAAUGCAGACUUAUUGAUCACCGCGCCCUUGGCUUCAUGUAAUGAAAAUAUGGUGGAUGGAAGUAAACCUCAAGCUGAAAAAUUAUACGGUAUUACACAGCGUGCAUUUUAUCUUAAAUAUCAACAAUCGGCUGAUUCCAGGAGAUCUGCUGCUUACUCUCUCUCGUUGGCUACGGAUUUAACUGAGGCUGAGGUGGAUGAAGCAAGAUUUGUGGCCUUCUUUGCUGUUUAUCUCAGUCAACAACCUUAUCCAAAAGCGAAUAUCACCAUUCUCACAACCAAUUUCCUGCAAAAAUUCUUAGUUCGUGCUAUUUUGCGUGAUGAAGCUCCUAAAAGAACUUGUUUCAAGAGCAAUAUUAGCAAGAUUUCGAUUGAUACGAUUGAACAAAAUGUAGGCAGAGAAGACGAUUUUACAAUUAUCUCUACAGCAACUCCAGGCUAUUCUUUCUCGACAUUUGACAAUGUGUCAAACGCGCUGACUCGAUCUAAAUACGGUAUCUUUGUGAUUGGAAAACCUGAAGUGGACGAUGUUCACCAGCGUUGGAAGGACUUUGCUGCUUAUAUGGAAAGCAGGGAUUUAGCAGGCCCUCACAUCCAAUUAACUUGUCAUGCACACGGAGAUACCUUUUCUGUUAGCAAAUGGCAAGAUUUUGACCAAGUAAGAAAUGGUGGUUGCUCCAUGCCUUGUAAUACCUUGAUGAGUGAUGGUCAUGUAUGUCAAGAGACCUGUCAUUUCUUGAGUCAUGAGGAAAUUAUUUGUAAAGAGCCUUGUAAUCGCCCUCGACCUAGUAGAUGUGAUCAUGUUUGUAAGCAGAAAUGUUUCGAAUGCAGUAAAAAUGGUACUUGCGCUCCGUGUAAAGAAGAAACUACCGUCAUGAUGAGAUGUGGUCACCCGCUGACUGGCAUCUGUCAUACACUUCAAAAUUUGGACGAUGUUGACUGCAAAGCACUAGUCCGUGUCGUUUUACCUUGUGGCCACGAAAUCGAAACAGAAUGUCACAAUACAAAGUUUAUCAGGAAGAUUAAAUGUAAUGUUAGAAGUACUGUUUGGCUGGAUUGUGGACAUGAAGUCAUUGCACAAUGUGGUGUUCCUACUGCUUGUACAGAAGUAUGCGAUCAGUUUUACGAAUGUGGGCAUCCCUGCAAAGAAAUGUGUGGUAUUGAACACUCUCAUGAUCGUAACAAAUGUGAUGCAACUUGUCCCAAACAACUUAUUUGUGGCCAUGGAUGUGACAACGGUUGUGCAAAUCCUGAUAGACAUACCGAGCGUUGUAUCGAAAAGUGUAAUUACGUUUGUUCUCACGAAUAUAAAUGCAGUAGAGAAUGUUGGAGAGACUGCAUUAAAUGUGUUAGUGCUUGUCCUUACAAAUGUGAUCACUACAAAUGUUCAAAAAAAUGUUAUGAGAUUUGUGAUCGACCUCCCUGUAACCACGCUUGUAAACUCAGGCUCGACUGCUCCCAUGCAUGUCCUGGUUUAUGUGGCGAGCCUUGCCCUCCUUGUAGUAUCUGCUUCUCGGAGCUUAAAUGCUCUAUUUCACUUCGUACUCUUUCUGAAUUCGAUCAUGGUGAAAAGGUUUACGCUUUACCUGAAUGUGGAUGUGUCUUUUCUGUGGAGUCACUUGACAUGUAUUUUUUAAAUCAAGCGAAAAACGGAGAUCAUACAGCCAUCAAAUUAUGGGGAUGUCCGACAUGUCAAAAGACUAUUUACCGUGCCUUCAGAUAUCAAAAAUACAUUAAGACGGAAAUUGGCCUAGUCAAUGCUAUCAAGACUCAAAUUGAGAAAGAACGACAAAAGUUGACUUUCAAUGAGAAGACACAAAUUAUCAAUGCAAUGAACGAUGAAACUAAACACGGAAUACAUAACAUGGUGGGUGGUAGAUGGUUUGUUUGUCCAAACCAACAUCCUUACUUUGUUGGUGAUUGUGGUGGAGCGACUCAAAUAAGUAAGUGUCCUGAAUGUGAUGCUCCCAUUGGCGGAACACAACAUAGAGUGGUUGAAUCCAAUCGUUUCUAUGGCGAAUUUGAUGGAUCGAAUGCACCCGCUUGGCCCGGACAGCCUGACAGACCAUAAAAGCUCUCUUUCUUUGCACUGUUAACAAUACCAAUAAAAUUACUCUUUUUUUUUUUUUUACAAAAA
Mucor mucedo is the source of this 5982-nucleotide messenger RNA. RefSeq lists its product as uncharacterized. Gene Ontology annotation, molecular function: zinc ion binding; helicase activity. Gene Ontology annotation, biological process: regulatory ncRNA-mediated heterochromatin formation. Gene Ontology annotation, cellular component: nucleus; nuclear RNA-directed RNA polymerase complex. The record is from RefSeq and is a predicted model, not a curated record. The transcript has 7 exons. Bases 109 to 5916 code for a protein of 1935 amino acids. NCBI's taxonomy places the organism in Eukaryota, Fungi, Mucoromycota, Mucoromycetes, Mucorales, Mucoraceae.